AGUAGAUUUCUUGAUAGGAAAAAAAAAAUCUGUUUCUGACCCCCAAAACUCAAUAAAAUUAAGUUAUCUUUUGAUCUUUCAGCAAAAAGAUUCCUACUUUUCAGCAAAAAUUAAGAAUUCUGUGUUCUUGAUCACCUCUGAGGUCAUGGGCUCGAAUCGUGGCAUCAGAGUAAAAUGCCUACAUCACACACUCUUGGGGUGCUUCCCUUCCCGGACCCUACUUAAACGCGGGAUGCUUUGUGCACCGGGCGUCCCUAUCUUCAUCAGAGCUAUGUCUUAUAAUUUCUUAAAUUUAUCUCCAGUAUGCUUUAGUCAUCAAGUCCUGUUUUCCCUACUACAUUUGCUGUUUUCUACUGAAAAACUUACCCUUUUUAUUUUAUUUUCAAAGAUUCUGUUUUAUAUAGAAAUUCCUGUAUAUUUUAAAUAUUUUGCUAGGUUUAGUGGUUUGGUUGAAUUAUGAUUGAAAUUGUAGUAUACUUUGUAACAGGAAGAUCAUUCUAGAUGCUUUUGGUGGGGUCUCCUUGAUUUAAAUUUUUUAGUUUAGCCUUUGUAGUAAUCUUGGUUGUCACACGUAGCGUUGUGCUUUCGCCACAAAAGCAUUUAGUAGACUUAAUUAAUGUCAUAAUAUUGGUUGGUGUGGUUUUAAUUACUAAACUGUACUAUUAUAUUAGGUGGAAGUUUUGAAAAUUUAGAGUAGUAACAUUCUAGAUCAUUGAAAAUAUUGGUUUUUCAGUGACUUUUUAGUAUGUCGUUUUCAUUUUCUAAGUGGUUGUACUAAUGUAGUAUAAUAAAAUUUUGAUUGGUAUUUUGGAUAAGCUGAGGUGUCCAUCUUCUACUAACUGCACUAGUAUAUUUUUUGGUUGUUUACAGCUGAAACAACUUGUCUGAGGAUUUCUCAUCUGCUGAAUCAACUGCCAUGGCUGAACGUGCUCUGACUCGUGUUCACAGCCUUCGUGAACGUCUUGAUGCCACUUUGGCUGCACAUCGCAAUGAGAUAUUGCUGUUUCUUUCAAGGAUUGAAAGCCAUGGAAAAGGGAUCUUGAAACCUCACCAGCUAUUGGCUGAGUUCGAUGCAAUUCGCCAAGAUGACAAAAAGAAGCUGAAUGAUCAUGCAUUUGAAGAACUCCUGAAAUCUACUCAGGAAGCGAUUGUUCUGCCACCUUGGGUUGCACUUGCCAUUCGUUUGAGGCCUGGUGUGUGGGAAUAUGUCCGUGUGAAUGUUAAUGCUCUAGUCGUUGAGGAGCUGACCGUCCCUGAGUAUUUGCAUUUUAAGGAAGAACUUGUUGAUGGAACCUCCAAUGGAAAUUUCGUUCUCGAGUUGGAUUUUGAGCCCUUCACUGCAUCCUUUCCUAAACCGACCCUCACCAAAUCUAUUGGGAAUGGAGUUGAAUUCCUCAAUAGGCACCUUUCUGCGAAAAUGUUCCAUGACAAGGAAAGCAUGACCCCGCUUCUUGAAUUUCUUCGGGUUCACAAUUAUAAGGGCAAGACAAUGAUGCUGAAUGACAGAAUACAGAAUUUAACCACUCUGCAAAAUGUCCUAAGGAAGGCAGAGGAAUACCUUAUUAUGCUUCCCCCUGAAACUCCAUUUUCCGAAUUCGAACACAAGUUCCAAGAAAUUGGAUUGGAGAAGGGAUGGGGCGACACUGCGGAGCGCGUGCUAGAGAUGAUAUGCAUGCUUCUUGAUCUACUUGAGGCUCCCGACUCCUGUACUCUUGAGAAGUUCCUAGGGAGAAUUCCUAUGGUGUUCAACGUGGUUAUCCUUUCCCCCCAUGGAUAUUUCGCCCAGGAAAAUGUCUUGGGUUAUCCCGACACUGGUGGCCAGGUUGUCUACAUAUUAGAUCAAGUUCCAGCCUUGGAGCGUGAAAUGCUUAAACGCCUAAAGGAGCAAGGACUUGAUAUAACACCGCGUAUUCUUAUUGUUACUCGUCUGCUGCCUGAUGCAGUUGGAACAACUUGUGGUCAGCGGCUUGAGAAGGUGUAUGGAGCCGAGCACUCACAUAUUCUUAGGGUCCCCUUUAGGACCGAGAAGGGCAUUGUUCGCAAAUGGAUAUCUCGCUUUGAAGUGUGGCCAUACAUGGAGACUUUCACUGAGGAUGUUGCAAAAGAACUUGCUGCAGAACUGCAGGCCAAGCCAGAUUUGAUAAUUGGCAACUAUAGCGAGGGAAAUCUUGUGGCUUCAUUGCUGGCUCACAAGUUAGGCGUAACGCAGUGCACCAUUGCCCAUGCAUUGGAGAAAACAAAGUAUCCUGAUUCUGACAUCUACUGGAAAAAAUUUGACGAAAAAUACCAUUUCUCGUCCCAGUUUACCGCUGAUCUUAUUGCAAUGAAUCACACCGAUUUUAUCAUCACCAGCACUUUCCAGGAGAUAGCAGGAAGCAAGGACACUGUCGGACAGUACGAGAGUCACCAGGCAUUCACAAUGCCUGGAUUGUACAGAGUCGUUCACGGCAUUGAUGUGUUCGAUCCCAAAUUCAACAUUGUCUCACCUGGAGCUGAUAUAAACCUGUAUUUCCCAUAUUCCGAGAAGGAAAAGAGAUUGACAGCACUUCACCCAGAAAUUGAGGAGCUUCUGUACAGUGAUGUUGAGAACGAGGAACAUCUGUGUGUGCUAAAGGACAGGAAUAAGCCAAUCUUAUUCACAAUGGCGAGAUUGGAUCGUGUGAAGAACUUAACCGGACUUGUUGAGUGGUACGCCAAGAACGCACGGCUAAGGGAGUUGGUUAACCUUGUUGUCGUUGGUGGAGACCGAAGGAAGGAAUCCAAAGAUUUGGAAGAGCAAGCAGAGAUGAAGAAGAUGUAUGAGCUAAUAAAGACUCACAACUUAAAUGGCCAAUUCAGAUGGAUUUCUUCACAGAUGAACCGAGUAAGGAACGGCGAACUCUACCGAUACAUUGCCGACACUAGGGGAGCUUUCGUGCAGCCUGCAUUCUAUGAGGCUUUCGGUUUGACUGUUGUUGAGGCCAUGACCUGUGGUUUGCCUACAUUUGCAACUAAUCAUGGCGGUCCAGCUGAGAUCAUCGUUAACGGAAAAUCCGGCUUCCAUAUCGAUCCAUAUCACGGUGAGCAAGCUGCUGAUCUGCUAGCUGAUUUCUUUGAGAAAUGUAAGACGGAACCUUCUCAUUGGGAAACUAUUUCAACCGGUGGCCUGAAGCGCAUCCAAGAGAAGUACACGUGGCAAAUCUACUCGGAGAGAUUAUUGACGUUGGCUGCUGUUUACGGUUUCUGGAAACAUGUUUCUAAGCUUGAUCGUCUAGAAAUCCGUCGAUAUCUAGAAAUGUUUUAUGCUCUCAAAUACCGGAAGAUGGCUGAAGCUGUUCCAUUGGCUGCUGAAUGAAAUGACAUAUCAUUUGGGAUGACCAAAGAAAAGUGCCAAUUUCUUUGAAUAAAAUGCUGUGACAAGAGGCUUCUGUUCUCUAACUUCAGAAAAUUGUUGUGUAGUGAUCCUCUUUUCUCCAUUUGUAUGCCAACUCUCCCUCACCCCUUUUUUCACUUUUACUUUAUUUUUGUCUGCAUUUUGUACUGCUAAUAUUGGCUGGAGAAUUUGCAAAUUUGAUAUUUGGAGCUGUUAA
Nicotiana tabacum (common tobacco) is the source of this 3569-nucleotide messenger RNA. The record is from RefSeq and is a predicted model, not a curated record. NCBI's taxonomy places the organism in Eukaryota, Viridiplantae, Streptophyta, Magnoliopsida, Solanales, Solanaceae.